AUGAGGGAAUUCAUUGCUUUUUCGUUGUCUACUCUUGAUUUAAACUAUGACAUUAUGAAUGAUCCUCUUCUUAUAUUUUCUGAGGGCAAUAUAAGGAUUGUGAGAAAAGUCAUCACCUAUGGUUCACAUGUGACAUUGGAGUCCUUGCUGAAGGAUAAAGGACUCAAAACAACAAUCAAAGAUCUCAUCCGCGGGAGUGGAAGGUCAUAUCCUCAAGAAUUUGAAGUGCAAAUGAAUCUAGAGAAAGCAGAUGGUGUUCCAGAGAAGCAGCAGGAGGCCACCUCCGUUGGGCAGGAAAAGGUGUCCCUAGCAACCCAGCUAAAUGACAUUUCUAAAAGGGAAAUGGUAGCGGUCCUCUGA
Ilex paraguariensis (yerba mate) is the source of this 360-nucleotide messenger RNA. NCBI's taxonomy places the organism in Eukaryota, Viridiplantae, Streptophyta, Magnoliopsida, Aquifoliales, Aquifoliaceae. The record is from the annotation of a GenBank genome assembly.